AAAAAAAAAAGACCCAAACUUUAUGUUGGAAAUAGAUUCAAAAAGAAGAAGGCAAAGUAAACCGAUUGCAAAUCUCCAUUUGCUUUCAAAGUUGGUAAGCAGUACUCAUAUUAGCAUGAAAAACGUCGGCCACCCACUGCCACCCACCAUUUAAAAACACUAAAAAGGCAUAAUUAAAAACAUUAGAUAAAAAGAUUGGGUGCUAAAAAUCAAAGUAAUUCUCCAUUUCUCUUAUUUGAGAAAACAUAAAUUAUAUCUGAUGCUCGGUUAAUCCCCCUACCAAAAGGGGAAAAAAAAAUACUUUCUUUAAUUACUCUUUUUAUUUUCAAUAUUCAAAUUAGUCGACUACAUAAUUCCAAAUCUUAAUAGGUAGAAUAUAUAGAUUGUUGACUUGCUCACGUCCCUUCACUUGGUGCAUUCUUACGUGCGAUCAGAUUGUUGAGUUGCCCCAUUCACUUGGUACUCUGGAACAUGAACGUUAGUUCUGUAUUCUUGAAGUCUUGAUGACUUUUAAAAUUCUGACACCGAGGAACCUGGAAAGAACCUUAGAAAUAUCUGUUAUAGCGACCAGAGUAGGUUAUGUAUGGCAAGAAACUCACUGCUUUCAAAUUCAGGCCAGCUGUCUCCACUGUCUCACUCCCCAUCCAUACCCUUCCUGAAAAGCCACCAAACUCAACCCAACGUGGAGCCAAAAAACCCACAAACCAUGGGAUCCAAUUCCUUUCCUACCACCCAAACCCUGAAAUUUUUGCUUUUCCCCAAAAGGGUUUCUCAGAAAUCACCAGUUUGAUCACUGGGAGAGCUUUACAUGCCCAUUGUGUUAAGUAUUCAACCCUUCUCAGCCUAAUCAACUCAAACACGUUGAUUAACAUGUAUUCAAAACUGGGAAGGGUAGAUACUGCUCGUUUGGUGUUCGAUCAAAUGCCUCGAAGAAAUGAAGCUUCAUGGAAUACUAUGAUUUCAGGUUAUGUAAGAGAGGGUUUGCAUCUGGAAGCAAUUGGAUUAUUCUGCGAAAUGCGGGACAAAAGCGUUAAUAUAAAUAAAUUUGUACUUGCCAGUCUGAUAACUGCUUGCAACAAGUCGACAUCGAUGGUCUGCCAAGGAAUUCAAAUCCAUGGUUUUGUUUUAAAAAUUGGAUUAUUGCAUGAUGUGUUUGUGGGUACAUCACUUCUGCACUUCUACGGUACGUAUGGUUCAACUUCUAAUGCUCAGAGGGUUUUUGAGGAGAUGCCUGAUCGGAAUGUAGUUUCUUGGACUUCCUUAAUGGUAGCUUAUUCGAACAAUGGAGAUCCAGAGAAUGCUGUGAAGAUUUACCAGAAAAUGAGGCGUGAUGGAGUCAGUUGCAAUCAGAACUCUUUCACGACGUUAAUUAGUUCAUGUGCUUUGAUUGAGGAUGAAUUGUUAGGCCUUCAGGUUCUUGUGCAUGUUCUGGUUUCCGGAUUGGAGUCUAAUGUGUCUGUGGCAAACUCCCUUAUAUACAUGUUUGGUAGUUUUGGAUCUGUGGAGAGUGCGUGCUAUGUCUUUGAUCGAAUGGAAGAACGUGAUACAAUAUCAUGGAAUUCGAUGAUAUCUGCAUAUUCACAGAAUGGAUUCUGCGAGAAAUCACUUAGAUGUUUCCAUCAGAUGCGGCAUGCUAAUGUGAAACCCAAUUCUACAACAGUAUCCAGUAUGAUUUCAGCUUGUAGUUCUGUUGAUAAUCUGAGUUGGGGCAAAGGUAUUCAUGGUGUCACUGUUAAACUUGGCAUGAAUUCAAUUAUAUGCGUUUGCAAUACUCUCGUCACCUUGUAUACUGAGUCUGGAAGACCUAAAGAUGCAGAGCUGUUGUUCUUAGAGAUGCCGGAAAGGGAUUUGAUUUCAUGGAAUUCAAUGAUGGCUUGCUAUGCGCAAGAUGGGGAGUUCCGAGGUGCCCUGAAUCUCUUGGCAGAAAUGUUUAGGAAUAAGAAAAUAAUAAAUCACGUAACUUUUGCUAGUGCUUUAGCUGCAUGUUCAAGUAUUGAGGCUCUGAUCAUGGGAAAGACUGUUCAUGCGCUUAUAAUCCGAGAGGUACUCCAUGAGAAUUUGCUUGUAGGUAAUGCAUUAGUCACCAUGUAUGGAAAGUGUGGUGCAAUUAGGAUAGCUGAACUAGUAGUCCAUUCAAUGCCCCAGCGCGAUGUUAUCACAUGGAAUGCACUCAUAGGUGGUCAUGCAGAGAAUGAAGUAGCUCAUGAGGCAAUAAAGGCUUUUAACUUGAUGAGAAAAGAUGGCAUGCCUGCAAAUUAUAUCACCAUGGUAAAUGUUCUGGGUGCUUUGUCAGCUCCUGAUCAUUUAUUGAAAUACGGGAUGCCAUUCCAUGCCCAUAUGGUUAUAACAAGAUUCGAAGCAGAUGAUUAUGUGAAGAAUGCUCUUAUUACAAUGUAUGCCAACUGUGGUGAUCUAGAUUCAAGCAACUUCAUCUUCAGUGGACUGCAGAAUAAAAAUGUUGUUGCAUGGAAUGCAAUGAUUGCUGCAAAUGCACAUCAUGGUCAUGGAGAGGAAGCUCUAAAACUUUUUGUGGAAAUGCUACAUGCUGGAUUGACAUUAGAUCAAUUCAGCUUCUCUGGAGGCCUUUCUGCUAGUGCUAACUUAGCAUUAUUGGAGGAAGGACAACAACUUCAUGACCUGGUAAUUAAACUUGGGUUUGAAUCAAAUCUCCAUGUUACAAAUGCAGCAAUGGAUAUGUAUGGAAAAUGUGGGGAAAUGGGCGAUCUACUGAAAAUACUUCCCAAAGCAAUCAACCGAUCACGAUUAUCAUGGAACAUAUUAAUAUCCGGUUUUGGCAGACAUGGGCAUUUUGAAAGAGCCAGAGAAGCUUUCCAUGAAAUGCUUGAAUGGGGACCAAAUCCAGACCAUGUUACUUUUGUUGCGCUUCUCGCUGCAUGCAGCCAUGGGGGUCUUGUAGAUGAGGGACUGGCUUACUUUGCUUCAAUGACUUCAGAAUUUGGGGUCCUGCCUGGAAUAGAGCAUUGUGUAUGUAUAAUCGAUCUCCUUGGGCGAUCGGGGAGGCUUCAUGAUGCUGAAAGGUUUAUUAAGGAAAUGCCAGUGCCACCCAAUGACCUUGUUUGGCGGAGUCUGUUAGCUGCAUGUAGAACUCAUCGUAAUUUGGAGCUUGGGAGAAUAGCUGCUGAAAAUCUUCUGAAGUUGAACCCAUCAGAUGACUCGGCUUAUGUUCUUCUGUCAAAUGUAUGUGCAAUUAGUGGGAGGUGGGACGAUGUAGAGAAUGUCAGAAGGAAAAUGAAAGCGCAUAACAUUAAGAAGAAACCUGCUUGUAGUUGGAUUAAAGUGAAAGACAAGGUGAGUUCAUUUGGUAUUGGAGACCGGUCUCACCCACAGGCCAGGCAGAUUUAUGCCAAGUUGAAGGAGAUUUUGAAUAUGAUCAAAGAAGCAGGUUAUGUCCCCGAUACAAGCUUUGCGUUGCAUGACACAGAUGAAGAGCAGAAACUGCACAAUCUUUGGAACCACAGUGAGAAGCUGGCCCUUGCAUUUGGCUUGAUUAAUAUGCCAGCAUGUUUGCCCAUCAGAAUUUUCAAGAAUCUACGUGUUUGUGGUGAUUGUCAUUCUGUUUACAAGUUUGUUAGUGGAGCUGUCAAUAGGGAUAUUAUUCUGCGAGAUCCUUAUCGGUUCCACCAUUUCAGUAGAGGCAAAUGUUCUUGUUGUGAUUAUUGGUAGUCAAGCUACUGAGCUGAAAGAAUAGUCCUAUUGACUGGCUUUUGGACAGUCAAUGUCCCAUAUGGAGAUUCUUCUGGAACUGGCAACUCCAUCAAGUGUUGUGGCAUUCUCUGCCAACUGAGAUUUCAUUCUGUCAGUGACACCAUCAUUUGUUAGAUUGGAUUGGUUUGAGUAAUUCCUUGGACUGACAUUUUUUUAUUUAUUAAAUUCAUGAGAAAGAUUUGUGAAAGGACAGUUCUAAUGUAGCAAUUCAUUUGUUCUUUUAGCUGUUUACUUGGUGGGAUAUGGUAUUGUUAUUGAUCAGAAAUGAGUAGUUUUGAUCUCACAAUAUCAAUGAGAAAUCUCAGGGAAAAAGAAAAGCAUGAAGGGAACAAGCUAAAAUCGGAAACUGAUUGAAACCAAUGGAAAAUCUUGCAAAAAAAUUGGAAUCGGCUCAAGAGAAAUCUGAGAUAUUUGAAGAGACAUCAAGGUUUCUGGGGUUUGAGGGAAUAAGCAAGCAGAAUCUGGGGAUGCUCUGUUCUGAUGAAGAAUUGGUGCAAAAGGGGAGGAUCAAUGGAGGAAGCCAAGGCAGUUCUGGUCACAAGCGGGAGGUUGAAUUUGUAAUCUUGGCUGUACGAAACUAUGGAUCUCAUUGAAGCAAUGUCAGUUGCGAUUACUGACUGGUUAGUUUUUCAGUAAAACUCAGUGAAUUGGACAUAAUAGAACAUAUCUCAAAAUCGUGUGAGCCUCUAGAGGGUUCUCUUCACAAGGACCAUCUUCUUGGGCACCAUUAGACAGAGAAUGAUACUGGCUUGGCUAUGAUGAAGUACCACAUGAGUGGAUAUAUAAGAAUCCAAAUCUGACGAAUCACUCAUGUUAUGUUCUUCUACAUCCUAGGUCUCCCCGUUCUGGCAAAUUUUGAGUAUCUGAGGUUUCCUCUUGUUUGUUGUGAAGAAAAUUAAGAAAUUAUGAACAAUGGCGAACAGGUAUUGGAAACUUCUACAAUGACAUUUUACAUCA
Messenger RNA from Macadamia integrifolia, 4683 nucleotides. RefSeq names its product pentatricopeptide repeat-containing protein At3g24000, mitochondrial. Gene Ontology annotation, molecular function: zinc ion binding; protein binding; RNA binding. Gene Ontology annotation, biological process: RNA modification. The transcript has a single exon. NCBI's taxonomy places the organism in Eukaryota, Viridiplantae, Streptophyta, Magnoliopsida, Proteales, Proteaceae. The coding region runs from base 580 to 3684 and encodes 1034 amino acids. The record is from RefSeq and is a predicted model, not a curated record.